This is a messenger RNA of Alternaria burnsii, 2595 nucleotides long. RefSeq names its product phosphopantothenoylcysteine decarboxylase protein. Gene Ontology annotation, biological process: sterol biosynthetic process. Gene Ontology annotation, molecular function: catalytic activity; heme binding. Bases 1 to 2595 code for a protein of 864 amino acids. The transcript has 5 exons. The record is from RefSeq and is a predicted model, not a curated record. Gene Ontology annotation, cellular component: intracellular membrane-bounded organelle; endoplasmic reticulum membrane. Lineage: Eukaryota; Fungi; Ascomycota; Dothideomycetes; Pleosporales; Pleosporaceae.
AUGGUCUUCUCGAUAAAUUCCAUCGCCUGCGACCCACUUCCAUCUCGCGGCGCGGCGGGAAUUAACACGAAAGACGAGGUUACGUCAUCGGUGAGAUGCGCCCAGCGUGUGGCUGCUGAACGCCGAACCAAGAACCCUACAGCGACUCCAACACCGCACUUCACCUCCUCAUCAAUGUCCCCGCAAACACCCGCGCGCACGCUAAACGUUCUCGUCGCCCUAACCGACCCUUCUGCCUUCCGCUUUGGCUGCUCUAUCGUCGCGCGCCUGCAUCGCCUCCAGCAUGUCUCAUUGAAGAUCAUCGCAUGCAAGGACUUCCCGACCACGACCCAUACGACUGUCCCGCCCCAGCUCGAGCCCGUCUGGCACACGUAUGACCCUGAAAAGGACACGACGCCCGAGUGGCAACAUGCCGACUACCAAGAGACCAACGUUGCAGAGUACUGCUCAUGGGCCGACUUGCUGGUGCUGGCACCGCUAGAUGCCGAGAACCUCGCCCGCAUGCUUCACGGUUUCACAACGAACCUGCAUUUGAAGAUUUUACGCAGCUGGAAUGUGUCGAAGAAAAUAAUGCUUAUACCGGGAAUGUCCACGCUGAUGUGGGAGAACCCCAUGUCGAGGAAACAGAUCAGCAAGAUCCGCCGGAAGUGGAAUUGGAUUCGCGUCCUUCCUCCGUUCCUAUGGUCCUUUGACCAUUCAGGGCGAAAGUACCACCCAUGGGUAGACGGACACAAGGCGUUCAACGAAUCUAUACAAACCCAGAUCGAUCUCAUGGCAGUCGGUGAUCGCACCAUCGCAUUGCCUAUUGCCCACCUCCCCACACUGACACCUACGAGAAGCAAGGGACCCCGUCUCCCACCAGAGCUCUGGUCUAUCAUCCUGGAAUUCACCAAGGACUGGGAACUAGCGACUACCUUGAAUGUCCAUACAAACCUGCCCGUGCCGAAAGAGUGGCGACAGGCUACAAGCGAAGAAGGGCCCAAGACACAAAUGCAGAAGAUAGAAUGGGCGCUUCUCACAUAUCCGUAUUCUGAGAUUAAGGCUCUGUUCGACUCUGAGCAUCCCACGCGCAUCUCCCGUAUGUGCAUCGAACUUAUUAUGCGCUUUGCCAUGGUACCCGUUCUGAUGCAUCUAGAGAAGUUCCACAAGGAUCUCUUCUGGAGUACAUUUGGACACACAUUCCUUCCUCAUAAAGCCUCAGUGUUUGGAAAGACGGAGAUCCUUGAAUAUUGGAGAACAUCCCCUACCUUCCUCACCAAGGAGUAUUCUGCGGAAGCCAUUGACAAUGCAAGUCGCGCCAACUCUGUCCAAGCUCUCGACUGGUGGUAUAAUUCUGGCCUAUCGCUCAAAUACACAGAAGCUGCACUUGAACAAGCUAGCUCUCAGGGUCACAUUCACGUUCUCAAAUGGUGGAAAGAGCACAGCCGCCAUAGGACUGCCCCUUCAGUCCCUUCCUCUCCAGUCGAUGAACAGGCUCCUAACAAACCUCACCGAGAUGACCUGCCUCUCAAGGUCGGCAAGUCGAUAACUUACGCAACACAGUCAGGAUGUCUGCCCGCAAUUCACUUCUGGGUAGAAUCCGGCAUUCCCUUCUCGCACGAAGAUACAAUAGCCAAGGUUGCUUCAACCCAUGGUCACACACAUAUUCUAGACUACUGGCGCAAACUCCGCGGCGAAAAGAUUCUCUUCGACAACCAAGUUCUCGUCGGACCAACCAAGAUGGGCCAUGCCGAUGUACUUGAGUGGUGGAAGCGCAGCGGUCUGAAAGUGGAAUACAAAACAUGCGAUAUUGAAGAGGCAUUGGAGGAUGGUGUAGAGGGGGCACGGGGAGAUGCUGUAAGGAGGUGGUGGGCAUUGAACGGAUUAAAUCUUGGGGUUGGUACGAGCGAGUGGAUGAGGGUGAAGGUCCUAGCCCCACGACUCUCGCGCUUUCCUUUCAACGUCCUAUACUCGCCUCGGCCCACGCAGCAAUACGCUCGUCUCGAAGCUGCUACUUCGGAACACGUUUCGCAUUUCCUACACAACUCCACAAUGGCCGACAAGGAAUUCACCUACUCCGACGUCUCGGAGCACAACACCAAGAAGGACUUGUACAUUGUUGUUCACGACAAGGUCUACAACGCAUCAAGCUUCGUAGAUGAACACCCAGGUGGUGAGGAAGUUCUGCUCGAUGUCGGAGGCCAGGACUCAACAGAGGCAUUCGAGGAUGUCGGUCACUCAGACGAAGCCCGCGAAAUCCUUGAUGGUCUGCUCGUCGGAAACCUGAAGCGCCAGGUACGAAACCCCUAUACUUCUCUAUACUGUCCCAAUCCCUUCUCUAGACACACGGCUCCAUUCAGGACGUCUUUCUUGUACCGUGGGCCUCCGCAGGGCGUCGGCCGAGGGGAAUGGAAGUACCUCGGAACAAUUCCGCAGUCUGCGGACAAGAAACGCACCGAGGGUGACCCAAAGCCCAAGAGCUACGCACAGCCCGGUUCAACCGCCACCACCACCGACGGUGCCUCGACUGGUGUCGGCCUUUACGCCAUCAUCCUCCUCGGUGGUGCGCUCGCAUUCGCUGCCUACACCAUGAUGAACAAGCAGUCUGCUGAGUAA